CGUGCUCUCUCCAUGCGAUCUACCACUGCUUGCUCUCCCGUUUCCAAAUUCCACCUCACCUCUGGCCUAUGGCUGCAGUGCGGCAGCUCCCGCACCCCAAAACCCAUAAAUAAAAGGCGUGAGGCCACAGCAGGACGCCUUAAACACACCGGCCCCUGGCUGCUGCUGCUGCUGCUGCUCCUCCUCCGCCUAAUGGCCUCGCUCCCGCCGCCCACGCCGCUGGUCUCCGGCGGCGUCGACCCCCUCGCGGCCAACAUUCCGCCCUCAUUGCCGUCUCCGCCGCCGUCCUCGUCGCUCAACCUCUCCCCGUCGCUGCUUAUCAUCGCCGCGCUGCUGGUGUUCGUGUUAUUCGCCUCCGUGUCGAUCCACUUCCUCCUCCGCUAUCUCGCCCGGGCGUCGUCGUCGCAUCCGGCCCCGAGCCCGCUCCCGAGGGCGAGCCGCACAUCCGAGGCCGAGGCGGAGGCGGACGCGCAGUCCUCGAGGAGGAGCGCCGCGGCGGCGGGGAGGGAGCAGGUGGAGGUGGAGGUUGACGACGAGAAGGAGAGGCUCAUCGCGUCGCUGCCGCUGUUCACCAUGGCGUCGGCGCUGGCGGCGCUGCCCAAGAGCUCCCCUGACUGCGCCGUCUGCCUCUCGCCGUUCGCCCCCGACGUCGAGCUGCGGCUGCUCCCGGCGUGCCGCCAUGCGUUCCACGCCGCCUGCGUCGACGCCUGGCUCCGCACCACCCCGUCCUGCCCGCUCUGCCGCACCGCCGUCUCGUUCCCGCUCCCGACCCUCCCCACCGCCGCCGCGGGCCAGGAGCCGCUCGACUCGCGGAUGAGCAGCAACAACAACUCCAGGAGCUUCCGCGUCGAGAUCGGCAGCGUCAGCAACCGCCGCUCCUCCGCCGCGGGCGACGACCGCCGCACCUACUCGCUCGGCUCCUUCGACUACCGCGUCGACGAGGAGGUCGAGGCCGUCGUGUCCCGCAUCGCGCGCCCCGCGGCGGCGGCCAAGUCGACGACCCAGACCGCGCCGGCGACCCCCGGCGAAGCGCUGGCGGAGGCGGCGGGGUCCCGCGGCUGGCUGCGCGAGUACGUGGACCGCCUCGCCUCCUCGGCGUCGUCCCUGUCCGGGCGGUGGAGCGGGCGGUGGAGCCAGGGCCAACGCAGCCACCGGUACGAUGACUCCUGGCGCUGGGACCCGGAGGCGGCGAUGCACCGCGCGCCGGACGAGGAGGAGCCGGGGUUCGUGGCCUUGUACCGUUGGAUCGUCGGCGUAUAGUCAGUCAGCUGUAAUUACGGGACCUCACCUCACGAGGGCGUUUUUGCCAACUCCUUCCGUAUUCUUUUUUUCUUAAUUUAGGACCCCCAUUGUAAAAACACAAGACACGACCGGCUCCAGGUGGGCGAGCGAGAGCUAAGCGUCUCCCAAGCUUCUUCCAUGGGUUGAUUUGUUCGUUUCCUGGAGCUUCAAUGCCAUUUUGGAAUUUCGGCGGACCAGGAAGGCAGGGGAACCGUGCGGCGACGUGCUUCUUCUUCUUUUUAGGCCAAAACUGGCAGGCGCUCUGCUUUUCCAUUUCAGAAGAGGAGUAGAACAUGUACAGGAGCCGUGGCCCUCAUAGCAAGUCAAAGUACGAACAAUGCUAAGUGCUUAAAAAAAGAAAAUGUUAAGUAUUUAUAUAAAAAUUAUAAUG
Phragmites australis (common reed) is the source of this 1672-nucleotide messenger RNA. RefSeq names its product E3 ubiquitin-protein ligase ATL4-like. The coding region runs from base 13 to 1260 and encodes 415 amino acids. The record is from RefSeq and is a predicted model, not a curated record. The transcript has a single exon. NCBI's taxonomy places the organism in Eukaryota, Viridiplantae, Streptophyta, Magnoliopsida, Poales, Poaceae.